CUGAGGGCCAACACCACUUUCUGCGUUCAGUGUGAAGACAGAGACACAGACAGCACAAGGUGGAGGUAUCAGCAAUGUGGCAUUCAUUCUUUCUGAUGGCAGUGUUUACUGGGAGUGUAGACCCAGUAAAAGGGUACAGUAAUGGGAAAGUGAGUAUUGCCUGUGGAAACAUGGUGCCUCAGCACGGUCACAAGCCCAGCCCAGACUCUCCUCCAUACAGAAUCACUGUGGAUACUUCCACAUUUAGUCCACGGGACAAUAUCACAGUGUCCUUGCAAGUGGCCUCCAACCGUACAUUCUUCAGGGGAUUCCUGAUAGAAGCUCGGGAUGCUUUGAAAUUGGCCUCGGCAGCAGUGGGUUUCUUCAUCCUGACUGACCCACAAGAGUCCCAGCUGCUACAGUGUGGCCACACUCAGGGAUCUGGGGUGAGCCACAGGAGAAGCACAAGAAAAUCUCACAUUCAGGCUGUGUGGGUAUCUCCAGAAAUCCCUCCACAAAGAGUCCAGUUUCUUGUGACGGUGGUGCAUGAGUAUAAGGUGUACUGGGUUAGGAUUGCAGGUCCGGUGGUGUCUCUUAGAGGAGUGACUGCUGUUCCAUCAACUGCUGUUCCUGCCCAAACCAACACACCCACUGCUCUGUCUACACCGUUUAGUUCAAUGGGGUGUGGCCACAGCAGAUCUUGUCUCAGAGACCCUGUGGGCUGUCAGCCAGAGGCAGAUCCCCACUGUUUCUUCCUGUCCUUUAUCACCGAUCAAGAAGGGCAAAGUGUGACGUUUGAACUCAGUGGGCCUGCUGAAGGUUACUUAUCUUUUGCCCUGUCUCUGGACAAAUGGAUGGGGAAUGAUGACGUCUAUCUGUGUGUGAAUGUUGGAGGUAGAGUUGCCAUCAAUGCUGCCUAUGUCAACGGACGAACACACCCUGAAUCGGCAUCAAAGGAGGAUCUUUGGGGUCAAGCAUGGAGGUUGGCCGAUGGGGUCAUCCAAUGUCGUUUUCAAAGAAACAUCCUCGUCCCUCAGGUCGAGAGCAGGGUCAACCUAAACCAGAGCUACUUCCUGUUUCUUGCACAUGGCAGCUCUCACCAGGGUUUGAUCCACAGACACGAUCAACAACCUCUCAUCUCCACCAAUCAGAAGGUGAUCACUGGGCAUCCAGAGGAGCUGUGUGGUUCCCGCUCCCCACUGCUGAUAAAGUUCCAUGGUGUGUUAAUGCUCGCUGUCUGGAUGUGGAUGGUGAGCACAGCCAUCUUCAUUGCUCACCACUACAAAUAUUUCUGGCCUGACACAACUCUGCUGGGACAAAGGCUGUGGUUUCAGCUUCAUCGAACCAUGAUGGUCUUGGCUGUGGUCCUUACUGGUGUGGCCUUCACCCUGCCUUUCAUAUACAGGAGGGGAUGGAGCAAGCGUGCAGGCUUUCACCCUUACAUAGGUUGCACUGUCAUGGCUCUGUCCAUCAUCCAGCUUAUCAUGGCAUUUCUCAGACCAGCCCUGGAGUCCCCCAGGAGAACCAUCUUCAACUGGAUGCACUUUGGGACAGGCACUGUCUGCCAGAUACUCGCCGUGGUGUGUGUGUUCCUGGGUGCUGCUCAGCAGGCGCUGCUGUUAUCCAGCCCCUGGUCUGCUGCAAUGCUGACUGGAUGGCUGCUGUGGAUCCUGCUGGCAAACCUGCUGCUACUAAUGCAUUCAUACAGACUCAGGAGUAGAGGAAAGAUAAGCAGUGACGACAAAGAGAACAUUUUGUCAGCUCAGUUGGAUGGAGAACAUGGAGAGUCCUUUCUUUCAGAUAUCCAAAGUCAAGAAGAUUGUGUUAGUGGUGUUCCUACUGGGAAAUACAGUGUUCCUGGCUGCAUUUAUAAAAGCUAUUGAAAGUGUUUAAUUAUGACAAAUUACUAUCUAUGAAAAUGACUUGUAAUUGUUUUAUAUGGAGUAUAUAUAUCUGUUAGUCAAGGAUGCUUUCUAUUCUCUGUUGAUACCUUAAAGGGACUUUUUUAGCCCUGGCCUAUCAUACUGUCUACCUAUCAUGUGUAUGCAGUGGCAAUAUCCACAUCUGUUCUUAUCCUAAUAAACCUAGAUUGGGGUUCAAUUAGCCCAGUUGAAUAGUUAUUCUGGUUACAGGAAACUUGGGUCUUACCUCAGCCCCAUGUCAUUCUCAGGGCGUCAAAUACCAAUGCCUUGUCACGCCAGUCCCCGUCUGAUACAACCAAGCGUCUGUAUGCGACGAGUUGGGAUGAGAACGCGUUGCUUAUUUUUGUAGUUGUCUUCCCUUCCUAAUAAAUAAUAACUCUGA
Messenger RNA from Anoplopoma fimbria (sablefish), 2283 nucleotides. Its product is annotated as putative ferric-chelate reductase 1. Bases 75 to 1862 code for a protein of 595 amino acids. The transcript has 16 exons. Gene Ontology annotation, molecular function: oxidoreductase activity, acting on metal ions. The record is from RefSeq and is a predicted model, not a curated record. NCBI's taxonomy places the organism in Eukaryota, Metazoa, Chordata, Actinopteri, Perciformes, Anoplopomatidae.